Molecule: messenger RNA, 4740 nt
Organism: Sorex araneus (European shrew)
Lineage: Eukaryota; Metazoa; Chordata; Mammalia; Eulipotyphla; Soricidae
Gene: CDHR1
Product: cadherin related family member 1
Exons: 17
Coding region: 134-2713 (859 amino acids)
Biological process (GO): adherens junction organization; calcium-dependent cell-cell adhesion; cell-cell junction assembly
Cellular component (GO): plasma membrane; adherens junction; catenin complex
Molecular function (GO): calcium ion binding; cadherin binding
Source: RefSeq, a predicted model, not a curated record
UAAUUGGUCUCUGCAGGCGGCUGGCGGGAGCCCCGAGUCAUCCGCUUAGAGCCCCGCGCCCCUCCCGCGCCGCCGCCGUCAUCUCCGCACCCCUCGCGGUGCCCUGCGCCCGGCUGCCACUGCCGGCUGAGACAUGGGGCGCCGCCCGCGGGGAGCCCUGGCGCUGGCGCUGCUGCACCUCUGCCUGGCCCAGGCCAACUUCGCGCCCCACUUCUUGGACAACGGGGUCGGCAGUACCAACGGAAACAUGGCUCUGUUCAGCCUCCCGGAGGACACACCCGUAGGCUCUCACGUGUACACCUUGAAUGGAACAGACCCUGAGGGCGACCCCCUCACCUACCACAUCACCUUUGACCCCAGCGCUAGAAGUGUCUUUUCAGUGGACCCCAAUUUGGGAAACGUCACUCUGGUAGAAGCGCUGGAUCGAGAGAGGGAGGAUGAGAUUGAAGCCAUCAUCAGCAUUUCCGACGGCCUGAAUCUGGUGGCAGAAAAAGUCGUCGUCCUGGUCACUGAUGCCAAUGACGAGGCACCCAGGUUCAUCCAGGAGCCUUAUGUGGCCCAGGUUCCUGAGGACACGCCUGCUGGGAGCAGUAUCCUUACGGUGCAAGCAGUGGACAAGGACACGGGUUCUGGAGGGAGCGUCAACUACUUCCUACAGAACCCACACUCCAACAAAUUCACCCUGGACCGCCACAGUGGGGUGCUGCGCCUCCAGUCUCGGAGCACCCUGGACUACGAGAAGGCCCGAGCCCAUUUUGUCACCGUGGUUGCCAAGGAUGGUGGAGGGAGGCUGCGAGGGGCUGAUGUGGUGUUCUCCGCCACCACCACCAUCACAAUCAAUGUGGAGGACGUGCAGGACAUGGCCCCUGUCUUUGUGGGCACCCCUUACUACGGCUAUGUGUAUGAGGACACUCUUCCAGGCUCAGAAGUACUGACGGUGCUCGCCAUUGACGGAGAUCGGGGCAAACCCAACCGCAUUGUCUACAGCCUCGUGAAUGGAAGUGAAGGAGCCUUUGAAAUUAAUAAGACAUCUGGAGCCAUCUCCGUCAUGCAGAGCCCUGCCCAGCUCCCGAAAGAGGUGUAUGAGCUGUUUGUGCAGGUGACUGAGGUCAGCGCUGCAGGGAUCCCAGCUGCCCAGGCCAUGGCCCCUGUCACCAUCAGGAUCGUGGACCUGAACAAUCAUCCACCUACAUUCUAUGGCGAGAAUGGCCCCCAGAACAGAUUUGAGCUGUCCAUGUACGAGCACCCACCGCAGGGAGAGAUCCUGCGUGGACUCAAGAUCACUGUCAAUGACUCAGACCAGGGAGCCAAUGCCAAAUUCAACUUACGGCUGGUGGGCCCUGGGGGCAUCUUCCGAGUGGUCCCGCAGACAGUCCUAAAUGAAGCCCAAGUCACGAUCAUCGUGGAGAACUCAGCUGCCAUUGACUUUGAAAAGUCUAAGAUGUUAACCUUCAAGCUCCUGGCCAUUGAAGUGAAUACCCCAGAAAAGUUCAGCUCCACGGCAGAUGUCUUGAUCCAGCUCCUGGACACCAAUGACAAUGUCCCCAAGUUUACUUCCCAGUACUACAUUGCCAGGAUCCCUGAGAACACCCCAGGGGGCUCCAAUGUGAUGGCUGUCACAGCUGUGGAUCCAGACACGGGUCCUUGGGGCGAAGUCAGAUACUCCAUCUACGGAUCUGGGGCAGACCUCUUCCUAAUCCAGCCAACUACUGGGAUCAUUUUUACUCAGCCCUGGGCCAAUCUGGACGCUGAGGCCACGGCCAGGUACAACUUCUAUGUGAAGGCAGAGGAUAUGGAGGGCAGGUCCAGCCUGGCCGAGGUGUUUGUCACUCUGCUGGAUGUCAAUGACCACUACCCCCAAUUUGGAAAGAGCAUCCAAGAGAAGACAAUGGUGCUGGGGACCCCUGUGAAAAUUGAGGCCACAGACCAGGAUGCGGAGGAGCCCAACAACCUAGUGGAUUAUUCUAUCACCCAUGCAGAGCCAGCCAAUGUGUUUGACAUUGAUGCCCGCACAGGGGAGAUUCGGCUGAAGAACUCCAUCCGCUCCCUGGACGCCCUGCACAACAUCACUCCCCACGGGGACCGUACAUGGUCCCUGGAAGUGCAGGCCAAGGACCGUGGCUCCCCAUCCUUCAGCACCACGGCCUUACUCAAGAUUGACAUCAUAGACACGGAGACGCUGUCUCCGGACCCCAUGGCCGCCUUCCUGAUGCAGACCAAAGACAACCCCAUGAAGGCCGUGGGCGUGCUGGCCGGCAUCAUGGCCACCAUCGUGGCCAUAACCGUCCUCAUCUCCACUGCCACCUUCUGGCGCAACAAGAAGUCCAACAAGGUCCAGCCCGUGAGGCGAGUGCUCCGCAAGCGGCCCCGGCCUGCUCCCCGCACCGUCCGCAUCGAGUGGCUCAAGUUCCGCAGGACCAAGGCCGCUGCCAAGUUUGUGCUCAAAGAGGAUCCUCCCAAUGAGAACUGCAACAACAACAGCCUUGGGAGUGCGCUGCCCCCCAGAGCCCCGCCACUCCCGCCACCCCCCAGCACGGCGCCCAACCUAGGCCUGCCCCCCUGGACUGUGCCUACCGUCUCUGGCUCCCUCACUCCUCAGCAGCCCCUGCAGCCCCCCAGGCCCACAGCCUUUGCAAGCCCCGUCCAUUCCGCUCUGGUGUCUGAGCUCAGGCAAAAGUUUGAGCAGAGGUCAGACAACAAGGCCUACUUCUAGAGUGUGUGUGUGUGUGUGUGUGUGUGUGUGUGUGUGUGUGUGUGUGUGUGUGUGUGGUGUACCCUCUUCUCCUACCCCAACUGUCCUGCUGCUUGGACCCUGCUCUCCUCCCCUUUGCUUCUCCCCUGUUUUGUAUACCUUAGCGUCAACCCCCUCCUCCUUACCCCAUAUUUAGGGCUCUGGACAGCACCUGGUCAAGAGAUCUCUCUGGUUAGGAGCGCCGUUGACCAGUGCUUCUCCAUCACCCAGGUCCCUGACACAGCUAAGAUGUGCUCCAUUCAACAGAGGCUGGGGAUCAGGAAGGAGCCAGCUCUCAGUGUCUUUUUACCAACUCCAGACCUCACAAUCCCUUGGUUCCUCCCGGGGCCUCAGCAUCACUGCUUUAAUAGUAUAACCCUGGACCAAUGGGACAAGGACAACUAGACCCUAGAUCCUGGAACCUCUGGCUAAAAGCAGGAGUUAGAAAAGGAAGUUGAGAGCUGGUUGAGGCUAAGGCUGAAGAUGGUCAACCUCAGCAUAUGUAUCAGGGAGGUCAAAGAGGCCCUGAAAACUCUCUCUAAGUGCAAUACUGUGCCUGAUGGCCAGGGGGAAGAAGAAGGAGAAGACAGGCUCUGGGCAGAGACUCUGGACUUAUGCGAAACCCAAGUGGGACCAGGAACCCUGAGGGGUAAGAUGGUCCCAAAGGCAUGAGGACAGGUACUGCUUUUGGCCAGAGCUGUCUUUGGCCAGAAAUGUCCAAGCUGCAGUACCAUAUGUACUAGAAGUGCUGAGACUCUCUUUUUAGAUGGGGCUGAAGCCAUAGUGGGGAAUUUGCUUUGCACACAGUCAACCUGAGCCCAGCAUGGAGUAACUCCUGAAUGCAGAGCCAAGGGUAACCCCUGAGCACCAAGGGUGUGACCCAAAGACCAAAUUUUUUAAAGCCCCUCUCGGUAGAGCUCCCCUCCAUGAAGACUGUGAGGGUCAAGGACUCUAAUGAACAUCAAUCUGGGAGACACCCGGGUUUCAUUCAGUUCUUCUGCUAAUGGGGUCUAAGAGUGGGAAGCCAUCUGCUUCUUUGCCUAGAAAAGGAAAGAAGGAAACCCUGUUUGCUCAUGCCCAGGUCUAGAGUCAGAAGUGAACAGUGGUGAGUAGGGCUUUACCCAAGCGCAAAAAAGCACAAAUGGAAAGUAUUUUUCUGCAGGCCAGAACUCUGGGGUGCAGCUCUGCCAAAAAAGUAUUAGGAACUCAUUGGCAGCCACUCUGCCAAAGACCCCUGGGGGCGCCAGGUUUGGGAGCCACGCCCUGUUCUAGGUAGCCAGAGCUGGAUGUUGGCAUUGCCCUGGACAUGCCCAGCUCCCCAUCCGUUUCACUGGGCAAUGCAUUCAACCUCAGCACCUGAUUUGCAGAGAUGUCUAAAGAUGAGUUUCCAAGGAAAGAGUGAUUGCACAAAGCUAUGGAGAUGGUGGCAGCAAGGACCUGGUCUGGGGGCCCCCAGCUUUUUCCUCUAGCUGGGCACUGGGAACCUGGCCAACUUGUGACAACAUCCCCCAGGAGAGAAGACAUGUAGGCCUCAAAAUUUCAUGCAAAGAAAUUCUGCCUGACUUUACUACUCUAAGGAAAGCUAAAAGUGUGUGGAGAGUGGUGGGGUGGGGGUUGGGGUGGGAUAAUGAAUAUAGGGUUUUUUGUUUGUUUGUUUGUUUUUUGCAUUUCUCUCAACUCUAAUAAUCCUUCUAGAACGUCAGCGAUUUCAUUUAAAGAGAUUAUCUACAUAGAGUUUCAUGAUUCCUGGGCCUGUAUUUUUAACUGUUCUUCAAUUGUGUCAGUGUACCAUCUCCUUGCUGGGGUUUCUGCUGCCCCGACCCAGAGAGUAUUAAGAGGGGGGCUUUAACAAACCAGGAGCCCUGAGUGAACAACCAGGUAUUUUGCAUCUGUAUUUCAGGACAGGCUGCACUGGGUCAUGCUUGCCCUCCACUGGGAAUACAGCAUCUUUACAGUUUGCAUGCAAUCAACAGUUUUUUGUAAAUGGUAAAUAAAAGCUAUGAACCGAA